AUGGGAUCAUCAAACACGUCACGCCUGGUGUCGGCGAAAGAAGUCGCACACCAAGAUUCCGCUGACGACUGCUGGGUGGUCAUCGACAAUCAAGUGUGGGACGUGACUGCCUUUGCUACAGGCCAUCCCGGUGGCGCUGACACUAUCCUCCAACAUGCUGGCGGUGAUGCCACUGAAGCCUACAAUGAAGUCCACGGACCAGCCACAAUCAAAACUCUGCCCGCCACUCAAUUGAUAUGCCAGCUUGACUUGUCUUCAAUCAACGAAGCAUGGGGAAACCGCCUUAGGCCCCUGGCACAGACACAAAAGACCAAACCACCGCUGAAUACCUUACUCAGUACGCACGACUUCGAGGAUGCAGCUCGGAACUCUCUAUCUAAGAAAGCCUGGGCAUUUUACUCCAGCGCUGCCACCGAUCUGAUUUCCCACCAUAGCAAUAAAGAGCUCUACAGACGCAUUUGGAUGCGACUUCGCCUCCUCAGAGAUGUCUUUGUGGUCAGUACACGUACUAAUAUCCUGGGAGUCAAAUUCGAUCUGCCAGUGGUGGCUGCGCCCGUCGCUCUUGCACGGUUGGCACAUCCGGAGGGCGAAAGAGGCAUCGCUCAUGCAUGUGCGCAGAAAAAUAUUGAUUACUGCAUACCUAUCACCGCCUCUAUCCCAGCGGAAGAAAUCAUCGGAUCGGUUUCAUCGGUCGACCCAUUUUUCUUUCAGCUGUAUGUCAACAAAGAUCGCACAUCAUCGGAGCCAAUAUUACAGCGAAUCUGGGGUCUUGGUAUUCGAACCCUCUUCGUGACGAUCGACAGUCCGGUGCCUGGGAAGCGCGAGGCUGAUGAGCGGGUGCGCGCCGAGCAGUCGAUUUCCAUGCCCAUGACAGGCACCAAAUCCAGCCGGGAUGGGAAGGGUGGUGGAAUCACACGGACCACGGGAUCUUUCAUCGACAAUUCACUGUGUUGGGAAGAUUUGGCUUGGCUGAGGAUGCAUUGGCAAGGGAGACUAGUCCUCAAGGGAAUACAGUCCGUCGAAGAUGCGCUAAUGGCAGUGGAGUCGAGGAUCAACGGUAUCGUCUUGAGAAAUUUGGACACUUCGCCACCUGCAAUCCUGACAGUCCUCGAGUUGAACCGGCACUGUCCCCAUGUUUUGCGAGAGACUGAAGUCUUGGUGGAUGGUGGUAUCCGCCGGGGAACAGAUAUCUUGAAAGCGAUAUGCCUCGGGGCGCGGGGUGUGCUUAUCGGGAGGCCAGUGAUGUAUGCUCUCAGCUAUGGCCAAGAAGGCGUCGAGCACUUGAUUGACCGUAUAUUUUCAUCUUUUUCGCUUACUAUUGAUUCAUCGAGAAGGCUGACUCUCCGUUAG
Molecule: messenger RNA, 1350 nt
Organism: Penicillium olsonii
Lineage: Eukaryota; Fungi; Ascomycota; Eurotiomycetes; Eurotiales; Aspergillaceae
Source: the annotation of a GenBank genome assembly